UCAUCUCACCCCUCAAACGUGAAAUCUCACAUUCAAAAUCCAACCACAAUAUCACAUGGAAAUCGGUGGUCCAAUCCCAUUUCUUACCCAAGAAGACUACUCUCACUUCUACCACCUCUUCCAAGACAUGGACUCCAACAACAACAACAACAAUCAAAACAACAAAGGUGGUGGAGAAGGAGAACAAGGAGGAGGAGACAAAGAAAAACCAAAAAAUGCUACUAGCAACUUGAAGGAUAUCAUUACUUCCCUCAUUCUACUAGAAGAGGAAGAAAACCAAGACCAACUGAACCGGGCGGUCGACUCAGACCAACACCGAGCCACAUUCGACGCAAAUUUCAACCACCAAACCCAAGCCAUGAACGAUUACAUGACCCAAUCACAAGCCCAUUACGCCCAGCUGGACGAGCUCGAUCAUUCUAGAGCCAAGCGGGCUCGUCGCUCUACCGCUGCUGUGGCCGCCGCCGCAGCGGCGGCCAUUCCCGAAGAUUCCAGUUCCCUCCAGCCCGGUUCGACCAGUCCAGUUCAAGUCCAGCAGCAACAGCAGCAGCAUCACAGGAGGCUGUGGGUGAAGGACCGGUCCAAGGACUGGUGGGAGCGGUGCAGCCGGGGGGAGUUUCCAGAAGAGGAUUUCCGGCGGUGGUUUCGGAUGAGCAGAGCAACAUUCGACAUGAUCUGCAACGAGCUUGACUCAGCUGUGACGAAGAAGAACACCAUGCUCCGCGACGCCAUCCCGGUCCAGCAACGUGUGGCCGUAUGCAUAUGGCGGCUCGCCACCGGCGACCCGCUCCGGUUGGUGUCGAAGAGAUUCGGGCUAGGCAUCUCCACGUGCCAUAAACUGGUGCUUGAAGUCUGCGCCGCCAUAAAAACCGUUCUGAUGCCGAAGUUUCUCCACUGGCCUGAUGAGGAAACCAUGAAGAGGAUCAAGCGUGAGUUUGAAGGAAUCUCCGGCACUCCGGGGAUUCCGAAUGUUGGCGGCGCAAUGUACACCACCCACAUUCCCAUCAUUGCUCCUAAGGCGAGCGUGGGCACUUAUUUCAACAAGAGGCACACAGAGAGAAACCAAAAAACCAGCUACUCAAUCACGGUCCAGGGUGUGGUGGAUGCUAAAGGUGUUUUCAGAGACGUGUGCAUUGGGUAUCCAGGUUCAUAUCCCGAUGAUCAGGUUCUCGAGAAUAGCGCUUUAUACGAGAGAGCUACCCGGGGGAGCUUAAAGGGUGUUUGGAUUGUUGGCAAUUCCGGACACCCUCUCAUGGAUGGGGUUCUGGUGCCAUACACUCACCAGAACCUUACAUGGACACAACACGCGUUCAAUGAAAAAGUUGCGGACAUUCAAAUGGUCGCGAAGGAGGCUUUUGCCAGGUUGAAAGGUAGGUGGGCUUGUUUGCAGAAGAGAACAGAGGUCAAGCUCCAAGAUUUGCCGGUGCUACUUGGAGCUUGCUGUGUUCUCCAUAAUAUAUGUGAGAUGAGGAGCGAAAAGAUGGAUCCGGAAUGGAAGUUUGACCUUUUUGACGAUGAGAUGGUGGCCGAGAAAAGCGUGCGCUCUAACGUAGCCGCGCAGGCUAGAGAUCAAAUAGCUCACUAUUUGUUGCACCAUGGCCGUGCUGGCACUGGUUUUUUGUAGCUCUUGCUCUAUUUGCUUGUUAAUGUUAUAGUCACUCAAUAGAGAAUAUAAGAUGUUUUGAUAUUGGUCAAAUUAAAAUGCAUAAGAAAAGGACAACAUGUGUAAUAUAAUGUAAUCAACUAACUAUAAAUUGUACAUAGAGAGAUUUUUGGUUGAA
This is a messenger RNA of Lotus japonicus, 1781 nucleotides long. RefSeq names its product protein ANTAGONIST OF LIKE HETEROCHROMATIN PROTEIN 1-like. Bases 56 to 1624 code for a protein of 522 amino acids. NCBI's taxonomy places the organism in Eukaryota, Viridiplantae, Streptophyta, Magnoliopsida, Fabales, Fabaceae. The transcript has a single exon. The record is from RefSeq and is a predicted model, not a curated record.